Molecule: messenger RNA, 1793 nt
Organism: Branchiostoma floridae (Florida lancelet)
Lineage: Eukaryota; Metazoa; Chordata; Leptocardii; Amphioxiformes; Branchiostomatidae
Product: transmembrane protein 104-like
Exons: 11
Coding region: 176-1771 (531 amino acids)
Source: RefSeq, a predicted model, not a curated record
UUUGUUCUGUCGCCCUGAAUUGAUGACGUCAACAAGAUGGCGGAAACCAGGUGACUUUUCGCGGCCACGUACAAGAAUUCUUCUUCGGACGACUUUUUCUCAUCUUUCCUGACAGAAACUUCAAGUUUAGACACGUCUGACAGGAAGAUAAACUUACCGGGGACUGAGCUGAACCAUGGCGGGCGACAUAACCGAGACGGGAUCGUUGUAUUCACCCUUUAUGGGUCUGAUCUACAUCUUUAACUUGAUAGUAGGGACAGGAGCCCUCACCAUGCCUAAAGCCUUCGGUGCUGCUGGCUGGCUGAUCAGUCUGGUACUCAUCAUACUACUGGGCUUCUUCAGCUUCAUGACCACAACAUUUGUUGUGGAGACCAUGUCGGUGGCGAACGCCCGUCUGCGCUGGAAGACACGAGAGAAACAGAACGAGGUACACAAAGCCACCUUUGAGGAAAAGUUGCAUGCCGCCUUUGCGAACAACCACAAAAAAAGGGUGCAUGGGCCGCCAUACUCGUAUUAUGAAAGAAUGAAGAAGGAUGAUGCACACACUGAAGAUGUGAUAGAAGAUGAAGAAGAGAAUCAGUCAGAAGAGGAGAGAAGAGCACUUCUAGCUCCUGUCAAUGAUCCCAAAAGAAGAAGAGUCGACCUGUAUGACAUCACAGAAAGGGUGGAGAUGGGCCAAAUGGCAUCCAUGUUCUUCAACAAAAUUGGCUGGUACCUGUUCUACCUGUGCAUUGUUAUCUACCUGUACGGAGACCUGGCCAUCUAUGCUGCCGCUGUGCCCAAGUCACUCAGGGAUAUCACAUGCCCAGUGAACAUCACCUGUAACAUUAAGCCAUCCAAGCAGAUCAACCUGACCAACUCUUCACCAUGCUGGGGGACUGCUGUCAACAGGCAGAAUGCUUACAGGGUGUAUCUGGGUGCCUUCUCCUUGCUACUCGGGCCGUUUGUGUUCUUCAACGUGCAGAAAACCAAGUACCUACAACUUCUCACAUCUCUCAUGCGAUGGGUUGCGUUCACGAUAAUGAUCAUCUUGGCGAUGACCCGUAUAACCCACGGCAAGGGCGAGGGCCAUCCCAAGAUGGAGUCCAUCACCAGCGUGCCCAACCUCUUUGGUGUGUGCGUCUACUCCUUCAUGUGCCAGCACUCCCUGCCUUCGCUCGUCACUCCAAUCAAGAACAAGCGCCACCUAUCGCUUCUCGUCUUCUUCGACUUUCUCGUAAUCCUCGUCUUCUACUUGGUGUUGUCGUUCACCGGCAUCUUCUGCUUCAACAACAAGGACAUCAAGGACAUCUAUACCCUCAACUUCAUGGACAAGUGCGAUCCGAUCACGAGCGCGAAGGAGAUCAGUUACUUCCUCGGACUGUUCCCGGUGUUCACGCUGAGCACGAACUUUCCCAUCAUCGCGAUCACGUUGCGGAAUAAUCUCAAAACAUUGUUCCACAGGGACGGGUACACUUAUCCAUGGAUCAUCGAUAGAAUAUUCUUCCCGCUUCUCACCAUAGUCCCGCCGAUAGCGGUCGCUUUUGGCACCGACGAUCUCGAAUUCUUGGUAGGGGUAACGGGAUCGUACGCGGGGGCGGGAAUACAGUAUCUUGUGCCGGCGUUCCUUGUUUAUUCGGCGAGAAAAGAGCAGAGAAUACUGUUUGGGCCGGGCUCUAUAAACAAGCACACGUCGCCGUUUAGACAUACAUUUUGGGUGUAUUUCGUUUGGAUCUGGGGAACGCUGUCUAUUAUUUUUGUUACUGUCAAUCAUAUUUUGACAAAGAGCUAGAAUGAGACGUCUUGCCAUGACA